Messenger RNA from Gadus macrocephalus (Pacific cod), 2166 nucleotides. Its product is annotated as sialic acid-binding Ig-like lectin 14. The coding region runs from base 538 to 2166 and encodes 542 amino acids. The record is from RefSeq and is a predicted model, not a curated record. The transcript has 10 exons. Lineage: Eukaryota; Metazoa; Chordata; Actinopteri; Gadiformes; Gadidae.
GUAUCAACAGUAUCAACAGUGAGAAGAAUUAACAGAGAACUGUAUCAACGAGAUUAACAGAACAGUAUCAACAGUGUUAACAGAGAACAGUAUCAUCAGAGAAGCGCAUGAACGGUGUUAAUAUUAUUAACAAAAUGAAUAGAAGUCAGUAUCAACAGUAUUACCAGUGAACAGUGUGAACGGCUUUAACAGUGUUUACAAUAGUAACAGUAUUAAAAGAGACCAGUAUCAAUAGUAUUAAUAGAGAACAGUAUUAGCUGCAUUAACAGCGUUAACAUUAUUAACACUAGUAGCAAUUAACAGUAUUAAGAGCAUUUACUGAUCAGUUGAUUAUGGUUUUGUUGAACCUUUAAUCUCUAACUAUAUAUUCUUCCUGUAUGUUGGCUCAGCUCUAGGUUAUGUCUCUGCUCGUGUACAUUUUAAUAAGUUCCUCAUUCACUCACCUCACCAAGGCGUAGAGAGAAAGAUGAAGUAAAGCUUUUACUCUUCAGGAACUUCAUAUCAAGUCCUUCACCUCUAUCACUUCUGGAGGAGAACAUGACUGGAUCCUGGAGACUAUUCCUGCUCUGUAGUCUCCUGCAAGGUGCUGGGUGCAUUGGAAAAUUUGAGGUCCUAAUGCAGGCGAGGGUGACGACACUCAGUGGAUCCUGUGUUACCGUUCCUUGUUCCUUCACCGUGGAGGACGGGUAUAAAGACAAGCUACUUCCUGAAUGUAUACCAACAUGGCGAAAAGAUAAAAUAACUUUCAGUACUACAACAUUCAAGGGAAAUCUAACAGCGUACAACUGUACUACAACAUUCAAUGAUGUACUUGAAGACAAUGGUCAAUAUGAUUUAAGAAUUGACUGUGGAAAUCCAUUAAAAUAUAAUUUUGAAAAAAAAACAGUGACCAUCCAGAUCAAGGGGCUCCCUGAUGCACCUCGUUUGACCACCCCCAAGGAGCCGGUGGUGGAGGGGACUCCUGUGGAGCUGGGGUGCUCUGCCCCGUCCUACUGUGACACCCACCCCCCCACUGUGACGUGGACCCCCGCCCUGGGGCCCAGCACCCAGCUCCAGCAGGACGAUACCGUGACCUCCACUCUGACCUUCAACGCCUCCCACCUCCACCAUGGAAACAAUGUCUCCUGCACUGCGGCCUACUACAUACCAUCUGGGAACAAAACUGUGACGUCUACGAGAUACCAACUCAGUAUCUCAGAUGCCCCCAGGAACACCUCUGCUGUCGGCAGCCUGUGUCUUCCAGCCAGAGAGGGAGGCUGCCUGAACCUGACCUGCUCCAGUCAUGCUAACCCUGCUGUCAGCGAGGUCACCUGGUACCGAAUACACGGAGAACACAUCCUUAAGAUCGGGAGUGGAUCUUCUCUGUCCAUCCAGCUGUCGAACUCCAGUAACGUUUUCUUCUGUGAGGUCCGGAAUGUCUUUGGCACAGAAAUGUCUAAUGUCUACAAGAUCGACAUUCAAACUCCUCCCAGGAUCCUGCCCUCUUCAGGCUGCAGCAGAAUUGCAGCCUGGGUGCGAUGUUCCUGCGACAGCGUGGGCAGACCAUCACCGUCUCUGGAGUGGCGGUUGGAUGGGAAACUGGUGUCGGGUUCUGAAGACGUGUCUGUUAGCCAGGUCAACCUGGAGAACCCCACGUUGAGGAGCUCCCUCACAAUGAGGGCCCCUGCUGGUCCGACAGCCUUGACCUGCCACAGCUCCAACGCUGCCGGGAACACCAGCCAGGAGCUUCCUGUCCCCCACCUGGAUACACAGCCAACCCUGACAGACCAACUGCCCUGGAUAGCUGCUACAGCAGUGCUAGCCGCGGGUCUGCUGUUUGCAACAGCGUUUGCCGUGAGAGCUUGGAAGAUGGCCAAACAAACAAGACUUGGCAGUGAUGCUCUACUCAACAAAGCUCCACCCAACCAAGGGAACUCCCAGGUGUUCUUCAGAAGUGGGGAGGACAUCUAUGCUAACAUUGAUACACUGAUGAACACGGUCGGACCAAGAGAGGAGCCUGUUGGAGCAGGAGAAGAUGCUGUUGGACUGGGAGAAGGGGCUGUUGGACUGGGAGAAGGGGCUGUUGGACUGGGAGGAGGGGCUGCAGCAGACAGGCAGGUGGCGGACUGUGAUGUCCUGUACGCAACAGUGAACUGGAAGAAGAAGUCCAAGAAAAAAGAGAUCUGA